GAGAUUGAAACAGUGGAGAUUUACCUCAAUUUCUGUUUCAGUGGUGACAUUGUUGUGGUGGAAGGAACACCUUGUAUGCUGAGCUGCAAUGUCGUUCAAAAGCAUAGUACGCGAACUCAAGGAGAUGAGAGAUGGGAUUGGUAGCUUAUCGAGGCGGAGCGCAGAAAGCAAGCAUUGGCACAGUAGAGUAAAGUCACAUGUUGUUCCUGAUGUCACUCUAAAUCCACUUGAACCUGUUCAACAGGGGCAGUGGGCACAUCUACCACCUGAGUUACUUCUGGACAUAAUUCAUAGGGUUGAAGAGAGUGAGACAUCUUGGCCUGCACGCACCGUUGUUGUGUCGUGUGCUUCAGUAUGUAAAUCAUGGAGGGCUGUUACAAAAGAGAUUGUCAAUACUCCUGAGCAGUGCGGAAGGCUCACGUUUCCUAUUUCAUUGAAACAGCCCGGUCCUCGUGAGUCACCAAUUCAGUGCUUUAUCAGGAGAAACAGAGAAACUUCAACAUAUUUAUUGUACUUCGGUCUUGUGCCAUCGGAGAAUGGGACUGAUAAGUUGUUAUUAGCUGCUAAAAAGAUAAGAAGGGCAACAGGCAUAGACUUUGUCAUAUCUUUGGUUGCAAAUGAUUUUUCUCGGUCCAGCAACACAUAUGUUGGUAAACUAAGGUCUAAUUUUUUGGGAACCAAGUUCACUAUCUGCGACAACCAAUCUCCCCAUCAAGCUGGAACUCAGCCAAAUGGUCGUUCUAGUAAGAGAUUCCACACUAAGCAGGCGUCUCCGAGGGUUUCAGCUAUUUAA
Molecule: messenger RNA, 793 nt
Organism: Arachis ipaensis
Lineage: Eukaryota; Viridiplantae; Streptophyta; Magnoliopsida; Fabales; Fabaceae
Source: RefSeq, a predicted model, not a curated record